This is a messenger RNA of Schistosoma spindalis, 891 nucleotides long. The record is from the annotation of a GenBank genome assembly. NCBI's taxonomy places the organism in Eukaryota, Metazoa, Platyhelminthes, Trematoda, Strigeidida, Schistosomatidae.
AUGCAUAGCAAGUGGUAUGGAGUACUUAGUUAUUUCCAGAAGAAUCUACCAUAUUGGAAAUCAUCUAAAUACUAUCUAUGGACGAAAUUUACAAUUGCAAGCGGAGUUGUUGGCAUUGGGAUUGUAGGCUUAGCUGUGCCUGUAUAUGCAUCAGACUUACAAGCCCAUCCUGCAAAACUACCUUGGAUACACAAUGGGAUAAUAUCUUCCUAUGAUCAUGCUUCUAUGCGUCGAGGUUAUCAAGUAUACAAAGAAGUGUGUAGUGCUUGUCACAGCUUGAAGUAUAUGAACUAUCGACAUUUAGUCAAUGCAGUACUCACAGAAGAUGAGGCUAAAGCGGAUGCAGCUGAACAUAUGUAUCCUGAUGGACCGGAUGAUAACGGGAAUAUGUUUGAACGACCAGGUCGGUUAACUGAUGUACUUCCAUCUCCUUAUCCGAAUAAAGAAGCAGCGCGUGCUGCUAAUAACGGUGCAGAACCACCGGAUCUGACAUAUAUUGUUAAAGCUCGGGAGGGUAAUGAGAAUUAUAUAUUCCAUCUCCUUACAGGUUAUAUGGAUCCUCCACCAGGUCGUACAGUUUCAGAUGGACAAUAUUAUAAUCCUUAUUUCCCUGGUGGUGGUAUAGGUAUGGCAAGAGUAUUGUAUGAUGAUUUAAUUGAAUAUGCUGAUGGAACACCUGCUACAACUAGUCAAAUGGCAAAAGAUGUAGUAACAUUUCUUAGUUGGACUUCUGAUCGAUCUCAUGAUGAACGUAAACGUAUUUUACUUAAGGCAAUUGUAAUUACAAGUACAUUAUUAGUAAUAAUGGGUAUAUACAAACGAAAACAUUGGUCAGAUAUAAAAACUAGAAAGGUUAUUUACAAAAAUCGACCAGUGCCGAAGGAUGUUUAG